AUGUUUCCUGAUGACGCCGAUAUCGAUAUCUUUGCUCCGCUUCCUGCUGUGCCCGAUGACGAGCAAACCUCCGCUCUCAAAGACAAGAUUCAAGAGCUCUGUGGCGGUAUGCAAGGGCUCAUCGAUUCAGCUCCUGCCGAAAACGAGGGCACGCUGUGUGUCGAAAAGGAAGAAUGGUGCCGGCGCUGGAUACAAAUUCUAAGUACACUGAACGCUUGCCUGACGGUCGCAAGGAAGAACCGCCCGCCGCUCGACUUGACGGUCGCACAAAGGCAGUUGGGUGGCAAAGUCCAGCUGAAACAUCAGGCCUUUCAGCGCGAGAUCAGCAAAAUGAAGGACGCUGUCGCGAUGCAGGCAAGUGCUGCUGCUCAGGCGAAGGCGCCAGCCGGACCUGACGAGCAGCAACACUCGCAAACCACCACUGAUCCAAUGGAAACUUGCCCGCAAGAGCAGGAGCAACCACAAGAGGAGCAAGAGGAGCAUGAGCAGGAGCAAGACCAUGAAUCGGACGCGGAUGAGGAGGAGCGGGAGGCUGUCGAGAUGUUGGCCACAAAGUCGAUUGUGGUCCAGCGAAUGAAGCAGAGUCCGAUCCCCGUCGAGUCAGACACAGAGGGCUCGAUAACAUUCAUGUCUAAGAAGGCCAAGAAGUUCACGUCGCCCAUGAGCGCCGCGACCCCUAAGGUCAAUCCGGUCUCAUGUGCCCGUUGCAUUGAGGGGGACCGCAAGUGCUAUAGCAAUCCUGCGGGAAUGGUUUGCCUCGAAUGCAAGCGGCUCAAGGCCGGAUGUUCGCUCGUCGCUGAGAAAGGGAAGACGACGGCGACGGCCACUCCGGCUCCAGCGGCUCCCCAACCUGCGGCGGCUCCUACAGUGCCCAAGACCACCGCGACUCCCAAGCCUCCCAUGGCUCCAACGGCACCCACAAUCACCGCGGCUCCUAGGCCCAGACCUGCCCCAAAGUCUGCGCCUGCACCCGAGGCUAAGGACAAGGGACAUGGCAAGGCCAAUGCCAAAUGCACGGCCUCGCCAACACCUCAGCCGGUUGCCGGCAUCUCACACACAACACCCGAGGCUAAGGACAAGGGAAAGGCCAAGGCCAAAUCCACGGCCUCUCCAACACCUCGGCUGAUUGCCGGCCCCUCGAACGCAAUUGGUCCAUGCGUCCACCUGAACAGCAGUCACAAGAGGAAGCAGGCCGAUAACGAGGGGGAGGAACAUUCAGAGAGCGCUAAAGAGGAUGCUUAUUUGGCGGGGAGGAUUCAAGCGCUGCCUGGCUUGAUCUCCAUGGUUGAGACGGCCCUUGCGUCGCCAAGCUUAGACGGAUUUGAGGAGAGGCCGUCGAGCUCCAUUACAAUCGGCACCGGAACUGGCAGUUGGCCGAUGGGGAAGAUAAGAUAA
This is a messenger RNA of Suillus clintonianus, 1395 nucleotides long. RefSeq lists its product as uncharacterized. NCBI's taxonomy places the organism in Eukaryota, Fungi, Basidiomycota, Agaricomycetes, Boletales, Suillaceae. The transcript has 5 exons. The record is from RefSeq and is a predicted model, not a curated record. Bases 1 to 1395 code for a protein of 464 amino acids.